CUUUUCCUCUUCUCUGUGUAUAAACAACUCUUUCUUCUUCUUCACUUUCAGAUUUUCGUCUUUCACCAUUUCUCUUUCUCAGAGAGAAAAAUUCAGUCUUGUUGAUUGAAUUUGAAUUGAAUUUUCAGCUUAAUAUAGAAGUAAUGGAUUUUUGAUAAGUGUUAUUGGAUGUUUCAAGGAGGAGCAAUCUUGUUGUUAUCGUUAUAGCGGAUCGUUGGCAGUAAUUGAUUGUUCAAAUGUGGAAAAAGGUGAUAAGUGAAGAACUAAGAUAUCGGAUCGAUUCAUUUUAUUGUUUUGCUUAUUGAUUGUAAAAUAAAGCUAAAGAAUGGGUGAAGUGGAUAGUAUUGAACUGAAAUUCAGAAUUUUUGAUGGUACGGAUAUUGCUCAUACGAAUUACGCUUCUACUACUACUGUUGCAACUCUCAAGGAACGUCUUGUUGCACAAUGGCCUCAAGCACUCUUUGGAACGUCCUACGCACUGAAACCUGUUUUAGCUGCAUGGAGGAAUCUAUGUACUGAUGUUGAUAGAAUGGGAGGUUAUGCAGGAUAUGGUUCACACACAAAGAAAGAAAUAUCAUAUGGCUCUUUAUCUCUAGAAGAUAAAACAGUCAUUCCCAAGUCAGUAAAUGAUGUGAAACUCAUAUAUGCUGGAAAAGUUUUGGAAAACACCAAGACACUUGCGGAAUCCAGAAUACCAUUUGGUGACCUACCUGGUGGGGUUACCACAAUGCAUGUGGUGGUGCAACCUUCUUUAGCUAGAAAGAAGACAGAUAAGAAUCACGACGAUAUACCAAAUCCAAAAGUGUGCUCCUGUACAAUCCUUUAGUUGCAGAGUUGUGUUCCUCAAGCCCGACAUUAUACAGAUGACAAUCCCAUUAGAUAUCUCUUCCGUUUUUCUUUAUAUCUUUUUGUGAUUGCCAAACCAUCAACAGUAUCCAGGUAUUCUUACUGUUGCCAUCUCCAUUUGUAGUUUUUAUUGUCGUCAUUGUUUGUUCUUGUUGGUCUCGGUGUUGUAAUCAUCUGUUAUGAAGUGGUGAUGUGAGGCUCAACAAAAUAUGUACUGCUUCCUAAAUGCAAUAUAUACAUCGGAAAGCUCUUAUUUCCAUCCAUCAUUUUUAUUGGAAGUUUUA
Messenger RNA from Papaver somniferum (opium poppy), 1130 nucleotides. RefSeq names its product membrane-anchored ubiquitin-fold protein 3-like. The transcript is spliced from 6 exons. NCBI's taxonomy places the organism in Eukaryota, Viridiplantae, Streptophyta, Magnoliopsida, Ranunculales, Papaveraceae. The coding region runs from base 326 to 826 and encodes 166 amino acids. The record is from RefSeq and is a predicted model, not a curated record. Gene Ontology annotation, molecular function: protein binding.